AUGUGCCAGCCCUCCGACUCUCUCGUCCAGAAGAUGCUCGGCUCGGUCAUUCCCAAGGAUGUUACCGUCAAAUCGGUCCAACCAGUCUCUUCAGGUCGGCCACUCAGAAACUACGAAGUCUCCCUUUCCACCGGAAAGACGGUCCUCCUCACUCUCCCACCAGUCUCGUUGUGGCGGCCCCUGAGGGCCGAGCAGGAUAUGCUCAGCUCUGAGGCCAUCACGGUGAAGUGGAUUAGGGAUACACUCGCGCAGGGAACUUCUUCAGUUGACGAUACGGUGCCGUCUUCAUCCAAACCGAGCCUUGCAGACUCUCUCCUCCCGCUGUUGCCGACACUACUUAGCCACGUUCAGGAUAUGCAUCCGCCGAGCUCGUCCUUCGCCGUCUACGAAACCAUCCAAGGCACAUCGCUGCCCUUCCUCACCACAAAGCCCACACCCGCUGACCAUCACAACAUCGACCGCCAGCUCGGCCGCCUCGUACGAGACCUGGCCAUGUUGACUUCUCCCACCGGUCGCUUUGGGCCUGUCACGGCAGUCCUCGGUACUACUAAUAUCACGACCACCCAAAACCCAACAUUACAAACACCAACGACAACAUUCCUCCCAGCUAUCCUUACCGAAAGCAACCUCGCGACCACAAGCGGAGCCCUCACAUGGUCGACUGCCUUCCACUCGAUGCUCGAGGGUAUCCUACGGGACGGCGAGGAUAUGGCGGUGGCAAUUUCGUAUGUGUCGAUUCGUCGGCAUUUCCGUCGGUUAGGAUGGGUGCUGGACGGAGUCACGAAGGGAAGGCUGGUGGUUGUGGAGGUGGAAGGGGACGGGAGGGGGAAUCUGGUUGUGCGAGAGGAAGGUAAUGAAGGGGAGAAAGGGGGUGAGGAAAUGGGGGACAAGGAGUCUGAAGAUGAGGCCGAUAAGAAGAAAGCGAAGAAAGAUGAUGGGGAGGUUGGGACUGAAGGGGAUAAUAAUCAACCACCAACAACAACACAAGACCAAUACCAAGACCAAGACCAACAACACCAACGUCUAAAACUCGCAAGUCUUCGUGAUUGGAGUAGCGCCAUAUUCGGCGACCCCCUCCUCGCGACUGUCUUCAGCGAUCCAAACCAACGACCCCCAUCGGCGGCCUUUCUCGCCGGCUUCAACGAUGACACCACCGCUUCCACUCCCGCUAUCAAUCCUGAACAGACGACGACGACAACGGAGACAACGGGGACGACGGAGACGACAACCCCCCAGAUGCCCUACCCGUUAUCCCUCCCCGAAUCAAUAAUCGAAUCCCCUACGACCGCCCCUGUCCGCCUGCUCUUCUACCAAGUCUACCACGCCGUUACUCGCAUCGUCGCCGAAUUUUACCGCCCGCAGAGGCCAUCAGAAAGUAGAACGCACGAGCUGGAAGCACGCAAGAAGUUGAAUGAGGUGCUGGCACGGCUAGCGGAAAAAGGCCAGGGUAGCCGACAUCACCACCGGCGGCCGAGUGGGGAGAUGUCCCCGGCGAAGAAGGUUAAGAGGUCUGGAGAACUGGGGUGA
This is a messenger RNA of Dichotomopilus funicola, 1527 nucleotides long. RefSeq lists its product as uncharacterized. The record is from RefSeq and is a predicted model, not a curated record. The transcript has 4 exons. Lineage: Eukaryota; Fungi; Ascomycota; Sordariomycetes; Sordariales; Chaetomiaceae. Bases 1 to 1527 code for a protein of 508 amino acids.